CUUGAUUCUUCGUGAAUUCCCGUCUUUUUCAUCGCCCUUCGUUUCUUUCUUGCCUUGUUUUACACUGCGUACACUGUAGCUAUAAGAAUUCUAACUUCAAAUGGAGUUGCUCCAUCAAAUGAAACUACUUUAGCUACCCUUCAGUCCAAACAUCCCUCUGUCCCCCACCUACUUUUUCCACUGAACUUCAUGAUGUGCAACCUCUUGUUGCAGACUCUGAUAUGGUUUUCAGCAAAUUAUGUAGUUUCCCCAAAAGGACUAGUUGUGGUAGAGAUGGGCUCCAUGCUCAACACAUGCUUGAUGCACUUACAGGGCCUGCUGCAGCUAUUGCUAAUGAGGUUAUUCAAUCUAUUACUGCUAUUGUCAAUCUUUUGUUGUCAGGUAGUUGUCCAUCACAACUUGGAGAAUACAUUGCUAGUGCACCUUUGACUCCUUUGCUCAAACCAGACGGUGGGGUUAGACCUAUUGCAGUUGGCACAAUAUGGAGGAGGCUAGUUUCUAAAGUUGCAGCUUCUAUGGUUAACAAGGAAAUGGCUUCUUAUUUGGGCUGCACAAAGGUGUUUUUCCAGUCAAUAUUAGCAAUCCUGAUGCUGGUGUUAAGUUACUGGGUGCUCCUGUUAGUAAGAAUCCUGUUUUUUGCGAGAAGAUGGUCCUUAGUAGAACCCAUAAAGCCCUGAAUCUUAUGAAAGCUGUAAGUUCCAUUAAAGACCCACAAUGUGAAUUGCUCCUUUUAAGAAAUUGUGUUGGUGUCUCUAAACUAUAUUUCACUAUGAGAACCACUUGUCCUGAGCAUAUUCUGCAGGCCUAAUCUAUUUUUGAUGAACAGCUCUACAAGUAUUUGCAUAAUCUGAUUCUAGGUGAAGGUGCUGGUUUUGGUCCUCUACAAUACAGAUUGUCCACCUUGCCUAUUCAUGAUGGAG
This is a messenger RNA of Cuscuta epithymum, 920 nucleotides long. The record is from the annotation of a GenBank genome assembly. NCBI's taxonomy places the organism in Eukaryota, Viridiplantae, Streptophyta, Magnoliopsida, Solanales, Convolvulaceae.